AAUAAAUUACAUGCAGGAACCAAACCUAGCAGAAGCAGCUUGCUAGUGAGUUUUGAUUUCAGCAGAGGUAAUCCCAGAAUCCUAGAGACAUGUUACAGGUUGGGCUGAGCUUUUCCAGCUGCCCUGAAGGCACUGCUAUUGAUUUCCCUUCAGACAAGUCUGGGAAGCAGAGCAGGUGUAAUUCUGUCUUGGUGAAUUCAGAGGAAGGUGACAUGGAAGCCCCACAAGGGACAAUCAGUUCUCCUCCAAUCUCUGUGGUGAUCACCUCUGAGGCUGAGACUUGGGACAUUGAUGCAUCUUCUUGCAUGGGCUCUGGACAGUUUGUAGAUUGGGAUAAGAUGCCAGAAUUGGAUCAAGAGACAAAGAGCCACAGAGAGAUCCUCAGCAAAACCACUAGGGAACUGAAAAAGCUGGCAAGAGAAGGCUACUGGACUACCAGCCACAGUCUAAGAGCUCAGGCUUACCACCAUAUCAUCCAGCAUAUCCCCUGCCGGCUUGUGACCCCAGAUGCUCUGGUCUAUAGGGAUGUGGCAAUCAGGCUGUUUGGAAAACAGAAUGUGAGCUCCCAUCCAUUGCCUGAAUUCCUUGAAGGAUGCUUCAUGCCCACAUAUUGCCUGACUAGGGAAGGUACAACAGCAGUAAAGAAAAUUCUCAUCUGCAUUGGCAACCUCUUCCCUGACAUCACCUACUGUCCAAUUCUGCCUGCGAUUGUAACUCUGCUGCUGCACUACAGUGAAGAUGAAGCUCAGUGCUUUGACAAUGUCUCUCACCUCAUUGCUUGCAAUGACUCCCACAUCAGCUAUAUUGACCAGUCUUUCUUGGCCCACAAGGCUUCCUGUAUGACUUUUGGGGAUCUGGCUAACAAGCACUGCCCCACAGCUCACAGAUUAAUAGCCAGUGCUUCUGAGAAUGUCUCAGAGGUCUAUUCUGAAUGGUUAACAUGGCUCUUUGGUGAGCUUCCCUUUGAUUAUGCCAUACGCAUACUUGAUGUAUACCUAUUGGAGGGACAGAAAGUCCUCUACCGGAUUGCUCUGGCCUUGCUGAGACAAUACAAGCUCUUGGUGACCUCGAGAGAGCUUGAAGUGACUGACAUCAAAGGGGAUUUGCAAGCUUUCAUGCAGAACAUUAGAGAGCACAUGACUGUUGAUAAGCUACUAGAGAGAGCUUUUGGUAUCAGGCUAUUCUCCCGCAAGGAAAUCUGGCUUCUUCAGAUGGCAAACAGGAAGGCUCUGCUGGAGAAAGGGAUUACUAUGGUGCAGCGCAGGUACAAGGCUGACCCCACCCCUAUUCACCUCCUUGCCUGCCCCUGCCUCUACUGCAUUUGGAACUCACCCAUAUAUGCAGGCCACAAGCACAGAAAGUCCAUCAUCCGCAACCCAACAGUCCCAAGUUCCUUCUGUGCCCUACUUUCUGUCUCAACUGUUCCAAAAGUAGAGACAAAUCUGGAAGGAGAAGCUGGCCCACAGACCAAUUCCUGGGAUGGCUCUGCCUCACAACCAAGAAACACAAGACAAUCAGCUUUGGUGCUGGCUAAAAGACAGUCAUUCCACCUGGCUGUGGAUAUGCUGAAGUUCAGCUCUACCAUUGUAACUGCCCAAGAGAUGCGUAUCAUAUGGUCCUGGAUUCCUGAGCGAUUCUCCUUAUUCCCUCCUGUCUUAUUAUUCUCCACCUCAGACGAUGGGUACAGCUUACAAAGGUUUUAUUCAUGCUGUGAAGGUUACGAACCAACAGUACUGCUCCUAAAAACAACACGGGAGGAAGUGUGUGGUGCAUUUCUGUCUUCUGACUGGAAUGAAAGGAAAAGGAGUGGGGGUACAUCCAGCUUUUUUGGCACAGGGGAAUGCUUUGUUUUUAGCGUGCGCCCUGAAAUGGAGAGGUAUGAGUGGGUGUUUAUCAAGAAACCAGAGCUGACCAAGGCAGUCCCUCGUUCACCCCGCCAGCGCUCAUCUUCUCUCUCCUCCCCCACCGACAUCUCAUCUUCCCCUAAUGGCCACGUGGCCAGUUCAAACCACCUCUCAGUGCCAGUUCUGCAGAGAGGAAAGGUUCGCCUUUCUCCAUUUUUGGCAAUAAGACACUUCCUGCUGCCUUCAAAAACAGCUUCCAUGUUCAUGUCUGGGACUCAAGAAGGAAUCAUUAUUGGAGGUGGAGGAGGCCAAGCUCUGUGCAUUGAUGCUGACCUGCUUCAUGGAAGGACAGAGCACUGUGAGACAUUUGACAACCCUCCGCUCUGUGAAGAGAACUUCCAGGUGCAGCUCCUUGAAGUCUGGGGUUUUCAGAAUGCCUAAAUUAUUGCUAAAAUUGCUUCUGCCUGCCCCAUAUUAAUCAAUGAAAGAUUCAUCACCACUGGAGGAUGUAUGACUGAUUGACUCCAAAGGCCUGACUGUCAUGGAGGAAGUCCCCACAUGGUGGCAGCCUGCAUUUCUCUUGCUACUUUGUACCCCACUGCUAGCCAUUCUCCAUAUUUUCCAUCUUCAUCAUAGUGGACAGUGAUGAUGACUAGGAAUGAGGGAAAUAAAGGUCCACAGUACAACCUGUUGUUAUAGGUACUGCCUUGCUAUGAAUGUAUGAUAAUAACUCAGCCCCAAAAUGUUUGCACACAGUUCAGAUUAAACCCCCAAUUUCUGGAGUUUGGAAAAAUGAGCUAAUUUGCAUAUUUUCUUGAAUCUUUCUACGACUGACUUGUAAGGUUUCCAUCCUGGUCCCAAGUCCAAAAUGAUUAUAACUAGGAAUAGAACCUCUAUAGUCUUUGAAGGUCACCAGAUAGUGCGUGCAGUGACAAGUUAGUUAUCCUAUGAUAUGGUACACAAGUGGCUUUCAUGUGCAGCUACCCAUUUUAGCAAAGUAGUUUUGACAGUUACCACCAGAGCCAAUUAUCUACACCAUUUUUGAAAAUGCAGCAAAUUCCGGGCAGAUUGCAAGCAGUAGCAUAACUAGGGGUGGGCAAGGAGGCCACAAGCCCCCGGCAUUGCUUUAGGGUGGGAUUUGCUGGAACCAAGGCUAGGGGGUCUGUGCUAGAAUUGAAGCAGCUAAGCUGCUAGUCCAGAAGCUGCAGGCUGGGACUGGUGGAGACAGGCUAGGAAUUGGACAGUGAUCUCAAGGAGGCUCUUGGGUGCUUGACAGAUAAGUGCUGGGCAUGAAAGAAGAAGCAAGAGAUGAAGGCAGAGGGAUGCACCCUUGCUGCAGAAUUAGGGAUUUUAUUUCUUUACUCACCAUGGUAUUCAGCAGCACCUUUGUGGGGGCAGCUGAGAGAUUUUACUCAUUAGCUGCCAGGACUCCAAUGAGCCCCUGGGUACUGUCCCGUUCCCUCUACCCCUGCCCCGCAACCAACUUUGCCCAGAAGCAAAAGAGCUUGCCAUGCCUCUGAAUGCAAAAGUCUUCAGAUGCUCCACAGACUCUGCUCCAGCCUAAAUACAUAUAACUAUGUAGUUGUGCCUCUGCACCGUGUGUGGAAAAAGGCAGGUGAUGUAUCCCUAGAACACAUAGCUAAUGUAGAGCCACCUUGGUAGGAAAAAGUAGUAGAACUCUGGAAGUAAUAGCUUCCCUCUAAGUGAAUAUUUUUUGCUUGCAAUUUCUGGAGACCCCAUGGUAGCCAGCAGUUUUAGUAUGGUCAAGACAUUUGAGUAAAGGAUUUGUCACAGAGACAAGACCCUCUCCAUCCUAGAAGUGGGGUUGCCAGGAUCCAAGCUGAGGCCUCUUAGUGAACCAAUACAACAGAGCUUGCCCAGGUUUACACCUGUUUUGAAAAUGGAAAGAGAGCACUUUUCUCUUGAAUGUCAAGCAUAGCACUAAACUCAUCUGAGAUAUGCAAAUCCACAAUAUUUAUUUAAGCUUUUCUCAGUAAACUAGCAUAACAUAUUAUUGUAAACCUUCCUCAUCGUGGGGCUUGUACUAAACUGAAGAGGUGUUUUCAGAGCAGUGUUAGUGUCAUAAGAAUCUAAAUAGUUAGAACAUCUGGCAGUCUAAUCUAUUCUGUCAUUAGUUAUCCACCAUUAGAACAAUAAAAAAUUAAUCAUUUUUAAAGAUGAACUAUAAUCAUGUAAACUAUGAUAAGUCCAAUGUAGUAGUGAAUGUGUUUUUUAAUCCCUAUAAAAAUCAUUUAGUUGGCAGAAUGAAAACAUGCUUUCAAAGUCCAAAUAUAUUUUUCAUUUAAAGUUUUAUUUUAACGGCACUCAUUCUCUCCAGUUAUAAAGAGCAGAUGUGGCUUCCUCCAAGGAGAUAAUUCUAGAAAUGCUAGGUGAAUAUGGGUCAGAGAGAAGAGUCUCAUACCCACAAAGUCAUCUAUGCAGACAUUCAAAUCAAUAGUAAUAACUUGUGGUCUUCAAAGUACAUCUGGUAAGAUAAGAUGUGAAGUCUGUAUUUCUGCUCUUUUAUAUCAGUUUUGUUUUACUGUUAGUCUAAUAAAGCUACUGAUACAUGAAUAGGUUUAAUUCAUAGAAGGCAUAAACCUGAAACCAGAAUCAGGACCAUGGUGUUGUAUAUACAGUGAUGUGCUCAGACAUCAUUUUCCUACACACAUGCUUAGCAGAACCUGAACAGGGGCCUGGGGGCUUGCCAGAGCUCAUUGCAUUGGGAUCACCCUUUCCCAUAAGCUCCCCCUUUUGUUGUUUCAUGAGCUCUGCCAGUCAUAAAAAUGAUUCAUAAAGGUCAGGGUUGUUCUUUCAUGCCCUGAAUCUGGCCAAUAAAUUCCUGUUUUGAAUUUGAGGAGUUCUGCUAAGACCUGGCCAAUAUUUGCCCCUUCCUAAGGCUAUAUACUGAACCAGCCAGAUUUUCUGGGUGAAAUUGCUAAGCAGAGGGAUACACUUAUUUUACCAGAU
Molecule: messenger RNA, 4814 nt
Organism: Alligator sinensis (Chinese alligator)
Lineage: Eukaryota; Metazoa; Chordata; Crocodylia; Alligatoridae
Product: TBC1 domain family member 24-like
Exons: 8
Coding region: 90-2285 (731 amino acids)
Source: RefSeq, a predicted model, not a curated record